Molecule: messenger RNA, 1258 nt
Organism: Pseudophryne corroboree (corroboree frog)
Lineage: Eukaryota; Metazoa; Chordata; Amphibia; Anura; Myobatrachidae
Product: somatostatin receptor type 5-like
Exons: 1
Coding region: 24-1016 (330 amino acids)
Biological process (GO): regulation of insulin secretion; cellular response to glucocorticoid stimulus; neuropeptide signaling pathway
Cellular component (GO): plasma membrane; neuron projection
Molecular function (GO): neuropeptide binding; somatostatin receptor activity
Source: RefSeq, a predicted model, not a curated record
CAAGCAAAGUACAAAAAAAAAAAAUGGAGAAGUUUGUUGAUCAUAUCACACAGUUUAACAAUAGCACCGACUUCGAUAUUUACGAUAUUCAAGGUUUUAAUUUCCUCGGAUACAUUUAUUUAAUCCCAUACCUCUUGGUGUUUGCAGUGGGUUUCGUUGGUAAUGCUCUGGUCCUCUAUAUAAUACUGAGGUUCAGGAAAAUGUGGACAACUACCAACAUCUACGUGUUCAGUCUGGCCCUGGGAGACCUUCUCUAUAUGUUAUGUUUGCUGUUUUUUGCCAUCGAAAUAGCCAGUUCUCACUGGCCUCUGGGAGCUUUCAUGUGCCGGGUGCUUUGGGCCUUGGAGACCAUGUCCACUUUUUCCAGUAUCUACUUCCUGACCGUCAUGUCCGUCAGCGUCUUUAUCCAGCUAUAUUUUCCAGCUUUUUCCAAAAAGAGGUUUGGACUUAAGGCAGCUUCAUUGACCAGUCUAGUUGUGUGGAUCCUCUGUUUGCUGCUGGGGAUUCCUAUAUUUUUCCACGCCGGUAUGGAUGAGUAUUAUAACUGUAGUGUAUUUUGGCAAAGUCCUAAAGCCCGAUGGAAUAUCAUCUAUACCUUUGUCAUGACUUUUUUGGCCCCUCUAACCCUGAACGGUAUCUGUCUUAUUCUGACAGCAACGCGGGCCAGGAACCAGAGAUCAAAUGUGCCCGAUUUUUGUAGCUUUAAGGAGAACAUGAUCAUGGUCCUGUGCCUGAUAUAUUUUAUUGCCUGGCUUCCCACAAAAUCGAUUGAAUUGAUGGCAGCUACUUCCAGUUCCUACAUGGGUGCAGGGGCCUACUUUAUAGUCAGCCUCCUACCUUGCUUGAAAAGCUGUGCUUAUCCCAUCCUCUAUGGAUUUCUCUGUGAUAGCUUCAAGGAAGCCUUCAACAGAGUGCUUUGCUGCACAAAAGUGCGUGACAUUCCUAGUCAGGGCUGUAUCCAGGAACUAGACCAUUGUACACCUUCAGCUCCGCUCCCUGAAAACUCAGUGCUCUGAAAUCUCUGUCACUAUGAAGAAAGCAAAAUCUAUGUUUCCGCCAGUUGAAGAGAAUUUGUGUGUCAAUAAAGUAAAAUCAAGUUAGUUGGGUUGGGGAGGUGAACAAGGACUUGUAACCAACCACGUUGAGAAACCACCCUCCCUAAACAAAAAAUCUAGGUGGCCCAUUUAUCAAACAGUAUUUGCGGCUAUGUCCCCGAAAAACACCAGUUUUUGUGGGUUAGCCACAAGUACUAUGUAUU